AUGCCCCAGAAGAUCCUUAACGCGACGAGUGAGAGUUAUCGAGCACUUCGUACGCGCUAUAAGUCUCUGCAGGAAGAUCUAGACCAUUUUUGGCAGCUUUGGCAGAAUGACUAUCUUGAUGCCUUAGCGCAGAGAGAGGUCGUACGCUCGAAUGAUCAGUCUAGCAGGAAACCACCCCAAGUAGGAGAAGUAGUGCUCAUCAGACAGGACGCGCAUCGAUCAACUUGGCCACUAGCAUUCAUCCUGGAACUUCACACAUCAUCCGAUGGCAACGUAAGAUCGGCCAAGAUCCGGAUAGCCAAAAAAAGAUACUGUGUCAACUCGUGCUCACUUGUCAGUACCACUGUCAAUAAAGUUAACCAGCUGUCAUCUAUUGGACUAUCGACACCCCGAGUAAGGACCUUCUACGAGGGAACAAUACAACUGCGCCGUACGUACUUGUACCGCAUCGCCAUCAUGAAGCGUUCGUCAUCCUCGUUGCUGUCGCGCACGGCAAGCUCUAGCGUACAACCGCGUAGCCGCUCGCCACUUACGUCUACCUCUAGCGCAAGCACUUCAGCAUCAUCUAGCGAAUCAGUUGCGCAAUUGAUCGUCUUCGAAGCACAACGUCUACUAGCGCAUUGCGAAGACAAUUUGGAGGAGAGAGAUCCUGGACAUUUGCAAGAAGCAGCGCGAUUUGCGUUCUCGCGUACCCAGUGA
Cylicocyclus nassatus is the source of this 699-nucleotide messenger RNA. The record is from the annotation of a GenBank genome assembly. NCBI's taxonomy places the organism in Eukaryota, Metazoa, Nematoda, Chromadorea, Rhabditida, Strongylidae.